Myiozetetes cayanensis is the source of this 5783-nucleotide messenger RNA. It is a transcript of the gene ARL13B, whose product is annotated as ADP ribosylation factor like GTPase 13B. Gene Ontology annotation, biological process: non-motile cilium assembly; receptor localization to non-motile cilium. Lineage: Eukaryota; Metazoa; Chordata; Aves; Passeriformes; Tyrannidae. The record is from RefSeq and is a predicted model, not a curated record. Bases 252 to 1394 code for a protein of 380 amino acids. Gene Ontology annotation, cellular component: non-motile cilium; ciliary membrane; motile cilium. The transcript has 10 exons. Gene Ontology annotation, molecular function: GTP binding; GTPase activity.
CGGCCGCCAUCCGCCGUAUCCCGGGGUGACGGGCCCGGGCCGCUUCGGGCCCGGCGGGGCCGCGCAGGGCGAUCCCGGCUGCUCCUCCACCGCCUGCUCCUCCACCGCGCUGCUCCUUCUCCACCCGCAACCUGGUGGGUAACACCGCAUCCCGUCGCCGCACACACCGCAGUGACAAGACCAAGUCUUUUUGGGUUGCUCUGGCCUGUCCACACUGUCUCUGGAUGGCUCUGGGUGGAUAGUGAAGAGGGAUGUUCAGUCUAAUGGCCAAUUGCUGCAACUGGUUAAAACGGUGGCAGGAACCUGUCAGGAAGGUGACACUAAUAAUGGUGGGUCUUGAUAAUGCUGGUAAAACUGCUACAGUCCGAGGGAUUCAAGGAGAGUCUCCUGAAGACGUGGCCCCAACAGUUGGCUUUUCCAAAAUUGACCUCAAGCAGGGACGCUUCGAAGUGACGAUCUUUGAUUUGGGAGGUGGGAAACGGAUCCGGAAUAUCUGGAGGAACUACUACGCUGAGUCUUACGGGGUGAUCUUUGUGGUGGAUUCCAGUGACGUGGAAAGGAUGGAAGAAACGAAGCAAGCCAUGAUAGAAGUUUUGAACAGCCCCAAGAUAUCAGGAAAACCCGUGUUGGUGCUGGCAAACAAGCAGGACAGAGAAGGAGCUCUGUCAGAAGCAGAUGUGAUCGAGUCCUUGUCUCUGGAAAGGCUCGUCAAUGAACACAAGUGUCUCUGUCAAAUUGAACCUUGCUCAGCUAUCAUGGGCUAUGGGAAAAAAAUUGACAAAUCCAUCAAAAAGGGGUUAUUUUGGCUUCUGCAUAUCAUAGCCAAAGAUUUUGAUGCCUUAAACGAGCGAAUCCAAAGAGACACCACAGAGCAAAAGGCGUACGAAGAACAGAAGAAACUGGAACGAGCCGAGCGAGUGAGAAGGAUACGAGAAGAAAGGGAAAAGGAAGAAGGAGCUGUGCCUGAUGAGGAAGACCCUGAGCCUGGGAAAUAUCAGAACCCCUUCCAGCCUAUAUCUGCUGUAAUCUCUGAGAAUGAAAACCAAAUGGAAAAGGAAAAGAAGAGGCAAAGGUUGGAGACUGAACAGGCUCCAAUUGUCCUGAAACCACAACCAGAGCAGGAGCAGAUGGAUGCCCAGCACUUGUCAAGGAGCAGCAGCCAAACCACAACAGCCAGCAGAGCAGAAAUGUGCAAUUCUGCACCUCCCCAGCUUUGGCAGCACUCGGGAGAGAAUGAUCAGCAAGCCUCGGAAUGCCUUGGCUCAGAUAACAGCAAGAAAAAAAGUAAGAAACCGAAAUUAAAAAGGGGCCACAGAGUAGAACCUAUUAAUUCAGAGGAUUCUCUUCCCAAAAAUCCACCACCCCCAGCAGCACUUCCACCAGAUUUUGAAUAGCUGAGUGAACAUGGAGACAUCUGGAGUAGUGUGAGAGGAGAACAACCAAACUAAAGCAGUGAGAACACUUGUUCAAAUGGAAUAAAAAGAACAUUAAUGGAGAAACUUAGAGAAAGGAGCUGUGGCUGUGCUUACUCUGGAGCUUAACCCUGCCUUGAAUGAAUUGAACUUUGAUCACGUGAAAUUCUGAAACAACAGAACCUGGAGCUUUUCUGCCAAAGAAUCAAAAGCUGCCUAAAGGGAAAAUAAAAUUUCUAAACCCAAGAUAUUUAUUUCUCACAGCAAUGAGAUUGAUGUGAGUAAAAUGUCACUUGUUAUCUUAAUCAUAAACCCAUCUUGCUCUUUUUUUUAAAGGCACGUAGAGAGGAGGCUGCAAGAGAGAAAAGCCAGAUGAAGAGGUAGGGAGGGGAAGAAAGGGAAUUGCAGUUUGUAUCUGUUGCAUUUUGGGAGCAAGAGGCACGGGUGGGAACAAAGAGAAACCCAGUGAAUUUGGAAGCUCACACUGGAAAAUAGAAAAUAUGUUGGUGGGGAUCUCUUAAGCAGAGGGGUCAGCACUGAGGUCAGAGCAGACUGGAAGUGCUCAGAACUUUGCAGCUGAAUUCAACUCAGGGUUGAAUUUUUUGCCCCCAGCUUUGCCCAAAAUCCACCCCCAAGCUGGGUUUAAAGGUUUUCUCAGACGUUCAACCUUUGUGAAAUAAAAAGGCAUUUUUAUUUCCCUGUUGGUUUCAUGAUUAAUUUAUAGAAAUAGCUUGAAGGAACAAUUUGCAGUGAAAGUAGAGAUACCAGUAGAAAUAGUUUUCAGUAAGGAGAGGAGUAAGUCCUUUGUUUUUGUCUUAAAUUAUUUUUUUUUGGAAGUGGCAGAUAUUUGGUAGUUCUUGCUGCUGAAAUACGUUAAAUUCAGGUAGUGUGAGGCUGAAACAACCUCCAAAGGUCUGGUUUUUAAUGCUAGGCUUUCUCAGACAUAUAACUCUGUCUUAAUUAUGCAAUCUGGAAAAUUGAAGUGUUGAUGAGCAGGCUAUUUAAUGUAUAUAUUGAGUCAUUUUGGUGUCAUUCUUAGAAUGUUAUAUUGGCUGUUAACAGGCAGUAGAGUCAAUUACAUAAAUCUUUAAUUAUACACUUAUUUCACUAAAGACUGCAAUUUUCCCAGUCCUACUGAUAAUUCUGGCACAACAUUAGGUAAUGAGUGUCUGUUUAUUGUCAGUGGAGGAUCCAUUUGCAAGAAUAAUAGACCUCUUCCAAUCUAGGAGUAAAAUGAUCUGUCAGUCCUAAAGUGGUCUGCCAGACCUCAAGAAAUUAAUAAAUUGAUUAAUAAAACCAUCCAUUGUACAGGGUUUUAUUUGCCUUCAUUUUGCUGAUUAAAUGGAAGGACAACUAAACCCGUGAUCCUGCAGACACCUCCACAGUCUUAGAGCAGUGGAAUCCACCUGGUUUGAUUUGUUAAUUCCAGCUCAGGAGUGCAAUUUUCAGUUCUUGCCCACGUAGAACAAGGGGAAUAUAUUCUCCUUGGGAAAUUCUGAUUUAUUAAAGCUGAAUUUUGUGUUGGCAGGCCAUCAAGGCUUUGCUGGGGAAGAGCUGGUCUGGAUAAACCAAACUGAGAUUUGAAUGCUUCAAAAAGCUGCUUUUUUUUUUUCCCCUUGAUUUCUCCCUGUUUCCUCUUACCAUCUCUCACAUUAUUUUGCUUGUGAAAUGCUUUGCAUGUACCCAUCUGCAUGGUUGUUGUUUUUCUUUUGUAUCAAUGACAAAUGUUUGAGAAUAGUUGUUAUUCUCUUCUGAUGUACUUAUUGACUUUGUCUUGAGCAGUUUUACUACUUUAAACUCCUUUAUUGAUGAAAAUGUUGCAGGUUUGGUUUUUUUUUAAAUUCUUAAUAUAGUUCUUUUAGAAAGUUAGCAUGGCUUGUAAGAUAAAUGCCAUGCACCAAUGGUCCCCAAAUUUUGGAUGCUGCACAGUGUUGCUGUCACUUAAAACUAUAUUGCAAUGAAAACUUGCCUACAGCAACAUUCAAAUUUUGAUCCGUGAUCUUUUCAGUUGUUGUUUGCCCACUUUGGAUUUCUCAUUUCCUAUUUUUGGGAUGUUUACAGAUCACCUUUGGGCUUGAUCUUGCAAAUGCUGCUGCCUGUAGAACAAAAUGGAAUUAAACCCUCUUUUGGCUGAUACUUCUAUAGAGAUUAAUUAGGUUUGAAAGUUGUUUGGAGGAAUUAGCUCUUAACCUGUAGACUACCUGGCUUCCAUGAAAGGCAGCAAGAAUUGACCACGUGUAAAAACCCUUUGGGUGACAGAUGGAUGUGUUUUUCUUCCCUGGAAUUCCUGGCACAGAUUUCUAUGGAAAGCCUCUGCCCCCGCUGAGUCUGCGCCAAAGACCCAACAGUGACACCCACGAUGUCAUUGCUUGACUGGAGCACAAACAAACACAGCUUAAACCCACGAAACCAAACAGUUCCCUCAGAAACAUUUAUUGGUUUUGUUGCCCUUGAAGGAAGAAUUUUUCAAGUGACACUUCCUCAGCACGUUGCAGAGUGACUUGGUGACAAUGAAAUCCGGAGUUCGUUCUGUCCGGCUGAGCUGAUCGGACUCUGUCGUUCCACGUCACCAGCGCUGCUUCAGCCUUCAGGGGCUGAAUAAAUCCAAAAGGUCUGUGUGUCCAGGGCUGUUCAUGUGAACGUGGUACUGAGUGUUUCCUUGUGAAAAUACAUCUCCAUAAACCUGAAGAAAAACAGCUUCAAGGUGGCUGGAUUUGUCCCUUCCCAUCCAGACCUUCCUCCAGGUGCUGUGCAGUUGUUGGUAUUUUUUUCCAGCUGAUAAAUUCUUUUGUAAGAUUCGUUGUAUGAUAGGCUGACUGUAGAAAGGCUGAACAAAUACUGAGUAUAUUUUUCUACCUUUUUAUAAACUGAUUUGGAAGUCUGAGUGGGCCUGUGUACCUGCUACCAGUGAAGGGAUACCUUGAAAGCAUGAGGAAGCUGAUGGUCAAGUUAAUACAAAUACAGUGUGUUUGACUCUCACAGCAGCAGAACCCCUUUAUGAGGGAUUGCACUACCAGAUGUAAUAUUUUAUAUUUCUGGCAACCUGAAGCAAGGGGUAAGACAGGAAGUUUAAAAUAACUACAUUUUAUACAGAAUAUUGCUAUUUGAACUGUCUGAAAAUUUUCUUAUCUGUUUUUUUUCUUUAGUUUGUUAACUGAACCUGACAUAGGUAAUAAAUUCUGUGGAAAAAAGGUUGAGUUGGAUAUUGUAUUGACUACUACAACAUACAAGAAAAUUGCUCAUAGUGGAAGUUUUGCACUAACUGGGUCAGGUAUUUUGAUGGGAAACCGAAUCAACCAAUAUGCAGAUAAACCCUGUUGGAGUUUAAUCUCGAUAACACUAAAAUACCAUCUUGAAAACUAAAGAAACCCCAGGGCUUUGAGGAGUUCAGUAAUACUUCCAUGUAGUGUGUUUAUCUACGUUAAAAAAAAAAUCACAUACAAGUGAUAAAUAAACAAUAAGGGUUCCAAUUUGAUAUAUUCCUGUUGAAAUGUUUUUCCUCUUAUGUUGGAGACAACAAUUGGUGUCUUGUGUAAAGUGUGUUGUUAUGCCACUUAGUAAGGAUGAAACCCCCAUUCUAAGGGUUUCUUCAAAGAAGCAGUAUUUGAUUAUUGAUUAUUUUCUAUCACUCUCCCUCUUCAAUAGCAUGCUAAGACCAGAUUACUUCAGGAGAUGUUAAAACAGUGCAAUGUUUGUGUUCAGCACUUUGAUAUUGGAAAUCUUUGCCAUGUGCCCCUCACAGCACUGAGCUGCACAAAUGGACACCCACCCUAUGAAUCUAAAUGCAAUUUUAUUCAGAUUUUUAUAGAAUGUGUUUGUGGGAGGGUGGAAUCCAUUUUAAGAUAAGUUUGGGAUGGGGGGAGAGGUAAAGUCCAAGUUUAGUGAAAGGAUGGAACACUUUGUAUGUGACUACAUGAGAACACUUUUAUUGGUAUUCUAAUGGUGUAACAUGAUUUGAUUAUGCUCAGAAUUUGGUCAUUUUCCCUUCAAACAAACCCAAUAUUAAGUGGCGGGGAGGUUGCACAAAUGUUAAUGUGUGCAAUCUCAGCUUUAACCUCAGCUCUGUUACCACUUCAGUUUUCAGCUUAAAGGCUCUAUUGUGGCAGACUUUAUUUAUUUUUUUUUUAACAGCUUUGGUUUCUAGGAGUGCAUUACCCUUUUAUUUUACCUCUUAUCCAAAAGAAAUGAAUGGAAGUCUUUGCUGAAAACAAAGCCCAGUGUGCUGUUGUAACAAAGGCCGAGAAACUCCAAUGUCAGGUGUUGAUCCACGUGAACUGUGUGUUGUGGAUGUUGUGUGUGUGGACACGUGUAUCAUUUUUGAUUUUGCUUUUAAAAUAAAUUGUACCAAUAUGCGACCAAAGUAUUUAAAAA